Molecule: messenger RNA, 1077 nt
Organism: Fulvia fulva
Lineage: Eukaryota; Fungi; Ascomycota; Dothideomycetes; Mycosphaerellales; Mycosphaerellaceae
Product: Bifunctional epoxide hydrolase 2
Exons: 4
Coding region: 1-1077 (358 amino acids)
Molecular function (GO): hydrolase activity
Source: RefSeq, a predicted model, not a curated record
AUGGUGCUUUUGGAGGAACAUGAGUUCACCUGGGCGGAGAAGAAGACUGCCUACCUCGCUGCUGGUCCUAAAGAAGGACCACUCUUGAUCUUCAUCCAUGGCUGGCCGGCCAUCGGCUACACAUGGAAGCCUCAACUAGAGACUUUUGCAUCUCUUGGCUUUCGUGGAAUCGCACCUGACAUGCCCGGUUAUGGCGGCUCAUCGGCCCGCAAGGUAACAGAAGACUACUCCCUCGAGGAGAUCAACAACAGCAUGGUCGCUCUCCUCGGGCAUUUGGGUAGGGACGAAGCGGUUUGGAUCGGGCACGAUUGGGGAUGUGGUGCAGUCUGGUCCUUCGCGGAGCACUACCCAGAAAAGACAACCGCAGUCUGCGGCAUGGCAGUCCCCUCCCACAUCAUAGAACUCGGCCUCGAGCAGGAGGUGAAGUAUGUCAACCGCGAAAUGUAUCCCAAGGACAAGUAUCCUUACGGCCAAUGGGACUACCAACAAUUCUACGUCGAAUCCUUCGACAAAGCAACAGCCUGGUUCGACAAGGACCCCGCCGCCUUCCUCCGCGCAGGCUACUCCAAAGGCAACCCGGCCAGUCUCGGCCAGCCAGCUUUUACAUCACAAGUCCGCGCCCAGGGUGGGUGGUUCGGCGGCGUUGCGGAACCAGACCCAAAGUGGAAGCAGAUCCCAGCCGAGAACAUCUGCAUCGACGAGGAGACGUACCAAAAGUUGGUUGAGGCGAUGGCGAAGACGGGCUUCUUCGGAGCGGAUAGUUGGUAUGCUAACCAUGAGAGGAAUCGGAAGUAUUAUGAUGAGAAGGCGAAGCAUGAGGGCAGGUUGAAGAUGCCGGUGUUGUUCGUUGAGGCGAAGUUUGAUACGAUUUGCGAUACUGUCAACUCGAGGUUGGCGGAGCCGAUGAGGAAGAUGUGCGACAAGUUGACGGAAUGCAGCAUUGAUUCUGGUCACUGGGUUGCGCAAGAGAAGCCGACGGAAGUGAACGGUGUGAUUGCGAGAUGGAUCGUGGAGGAAGUGCCCACAGCGUGGCCAGGGUACUGGGGCAACAAGGGAUUUAUCAAGUCAAAGGUGUGA